Amyelois transitella is the source of this 998-nucleotide messenger RNA. RefSeq names its product protein DPCD. NCBI's taxonomy places the organism in Eukaryota, Metazoa, Arthropoda, Insecta, Lepidoptera, Pyralidae. The record is from RefSeq and is a predicted model, not a curated record. The transcript is spliced from 4 exons. The coding region runs from base 272 to 982 and encodes 236 amino acids.
UAUAAAAAAUAGAACAUUUAAAUUAAUUUUUCAAAUAAAACUAACUACCUACAUAACUUAUACCUAGUAAACCAUCGAUAGUAAACAAACCGUAGUUUAUCUAUCUAUUUAGUUUAUGCAACAAACAAACUUUGCUAAGGUUAUCCUAAAAAAUACAUACCUACAAAUAACUUAAAAAUUGUAAAUUACAUUGAUACAAAAUAAAAAUAAAUUUUAGAAUAAAAAAGUAAUUAAGAAAGAAACCUAGAAAUCAUACUGAAGCAACAACGGAAUGAAAAGAAGAUCGAGUUUGAUCGAAUCCGUAGAUAUUAGCAACAUAUUUGUGAGUAAAAAAAUAUCGACUUUAAACAGUAUCGGCGAGUGCAAAAUGUUCAAAAACACGAUUUGGUACAAAUCUCUUAUGGGGGCAGAGAAAUCCUGCCUAAAAGAAGACAAGAUAAAGAAGGUUCAUUACAAGUUUGAGGAUGGUAGAGAAAUGGUAGAGGAAUAUAAUACUGACACUGAAGUGUUACUACGAAGAGCUUGGAAAGUUAAAGGCAAGCUUGGUGGUGAAGGAAAGUGGGAGGUGGAAGUUGGAGAUCCUAUUCCUGAUGCAACACCUAAUACAGAAACAGCAGAAAUCAUUGAAAGUCAAGAUCAGCCAAUUUUAACAAGAAGAAACACAAGAGUAAACCUAGAAUGGAGGAUACGAAAUCUGCCAUAUCCUUUAGAAACAUAUUCCAUAAGCGCAAACAACGAUGAGAAGUGCAUCAUUGUAAGGACUACCAACAAAAAAUAUUUCAAAAAGCUUCAAGUGCCUGAAAUAGCAAGAUUGGGCCAGCCUUUAGAGCAGGCCAAUAUUCAGUCUACACAUCAGUUUAACACAUUAAUUAUUAUGUAUAAGAAGCCACAGCAACUACUAGACAUGGAUAAGGAAUGGUUUGAGGAACUCAAGAAGGUGAAACCUAUCAAAGAUGUACCUAAUGAUUGCAAAGCACAAUAAAUAUGUUUACUUUAAA